Messenger RNA from Hydatigera taeniaeformis, 639 nucleotides. NCBI's taxonomy places the organism in Eukaryota, Metazoa, Platyhelminthes, Cestoda, Cyclophyllidea, Taeniidae. The record is from the annotation of a GenBank genome assembly.
AUGAAAGCCCGUGACUUUGUGGCCAAUGAAGAUGUGGCAAUAAAGAUAAUCAAAAAUAAACGAGCCUUUACCAAUCAGGCACGUGAGGAGAUCCGUUUGUUAACACAAAUGAAUCGACUUCAGGACUCCAACACCGAUGCCUCCAGUAGUAACCACGGCGCUAAUUAUGUCGUUCGGCUGUUGACUCACUUCGUGUUCCGCGGACAUCUCUGCUUGGUGUUUGAGCUGCUUUCACAUAAUCUUUACGACCUGCUCCGCAAUACCAACUUCCGUGGUGUCUCACUGAAUCUUACACGCAAGUUCACCCAACAGCUCUGUUCCGCUCUGGAGUUCCUCUCCCGCCCUGACCUCCAAAUUAUCCACUGCGACUUGAAGCCCGAGAACAUCCUCCUCAUAAACCCCAAACGCUCAGCCAUCAAAUUGGUGGACUUUGGCAGCUCCUGUCACGUCAACGAAAAGGUCUACCAGUACAUCCAGUCGCGCUUCUAUCGCUCGCCUGAUGUUCUCCUUGGUCUCGACUAUACCAUGGCCAUUGAUAUGUGGUCUCUUGGGUGCAUCUUGGUUGAGCUGCACACCGGGGAACCUCUAUUCGCCGGACAGCAUGAGGUCAGUAACAUUCGAUUUCAGUUUGGCCUCUGA